This is a messenger RNA of Patiria miniata (bat star), 1225 nucleotides long. It is a transcript of the gene pfdn6, whose product is annotated as prefoldin subunit 6-like. Gene Ontology annotation, biological process: chaperone-mediated protein complex assembly; protein folding. Gene Ontology annotation, cellular component: cytoplasm; prefoldin complex. Gene Ontology annotation, molecular function: protein-folding chaperone binding. NCBI's taxonomy places the organism in Eukaryota, Metazoa, Echinodermata, Asteroidea, Valvatida, Asterinidae. The coding region runs from base 20 to 472 and encodes 150 amino acids. The record is from RefSeq and is a predicted model, not a curated record. The transcript is spliced from 4 exons.
AAGCUAGUGGGACGAGCGCAUGGACCCUCGUGAGUUGUAUUUAGUAUGUUGCGUACACACGGAGGAAUUCAGGUACCAGACUCCCAAAAUGGCAGCCGACAGUGUGCAAUCAAAUUUGCAGGAUGAACUUGAAAAAUUCAAGGCUGUGCAAAAACAAUAUCAGAAGGCUGUGGAGACACGACAAAAGCUUGAUGCCCAGCUGAAUGAGAAUAAUAUUGUGAAAAGUGAACUUGAUCUGUUGGAGUCAGAUGCCAAGGUUUAUAAGAUGAUGGGCCCAGCCCUGGUACAGCAGGACGUCACAGAAGCCAAACAGACAGUGGGCAAAAGAAUCGAGUACAUCGAAGGGGAGAUGAAAAGACAAGAUGGAAUGAUCAAAGACCUUGACAAGAAGCAGAAUACACACCGAGAUAAGCUGGCCAAACUUCAGCAGCAGUUCCAGAAGGCACAAGUGCAAGCGAUGGCCAAGUCAUAGCGGACAUUUAGCCCUCUUGAGACAAAACCUCCAAAUUGUCAAAGUUUUCAUGUGAAAUUGUGGUGUUCUUUGCUGUGAAGACGUGUGUUGUGGAUCUGCCAUCUUUUUUUUUAACAAGUGGGCCUCAGAAAAAGGCAAAAUUCCCCAAAUAGGCUGGCACCUGUGGUACUUGUGAAGAAAUGUUUCACGUCAUAAUGUCCUCAACUUUAUUCUUGUAGAUUUGGGUAUUUGGCCAAGACGGCUUCAUUUUGGCUCAAUUUAUGAUUGACGUUAAAUAGUUUUCUUCACUUUUCUCACACUGUUGCAUGUUACUUAAAGGUUAUACCUCAAUUAUGAUGGUAUUAAGGUAUUUAUACCUUGCAUGUUAAUCUGCUUCAGUGUGUAAAAUCAAAUGCUUCACUGUGCCCAUAAAAGGGUGCUUGACUAAGAUGUCUGCAUUAAGACCUUCAGGAAAACUAUUAGGGGGUGAAACAUGAUAGAUAUGACCAAAAUCAAAAUGAAGUGAUAAAAUUGCAACAAAAAAUCCACAUAGUGUCAACUUAUCUUCUCCUUUUUGUUAGGGGGGGGGGGUAGUUUUUAUCUGUUCAGUCCUGGAUUUUGUAUGAACAUUGUUACACUAGUGUUACUUUUAUGUAAAAGUUUUCAUUGAAAACUUGUUUGAGUAUUUUAUGUGUAUAAUAUUUGGCGAAAGGUAAUUUCCUUUUAAAUAUGUUGCUUCUGCUUUGGAGAUAUUAAAGAUGACCCGGUAACCAA